This is a messenger RNA of Aspergillus puulaauensis, 1284 nucleotides long. RefSeq lists its product as uncharacterized. The transcript is spliced from 2 exons. The record is from RefSeq and is a predicted model, not a curated record. Lineage: Eukaryota; Fungi; Ascomycota; Eurotiomycetes; Eurotiales; Aspergillaceae. The coding region runs from base 1 to 1284 and encodes 427 amino acids. Gene Ontology annotation, biological process: secondary metabolite biosynthetic process. Gene Ontology annotation, molecular function: FAD binding; monooxygenase activity.
AUGCCAAACGCCUCCAGAUCGCUGAAUGUCCUUGUCGUUGGCGCUGGCCUAGGUGGUCUAGCGGCUGGCUUGGCCUUGCAGACCGACGGUCACAAGGUGACUAUUAUCGAUUCAGCCCCCCAGUUCGCAGAAGCUGGAGCUGGCAUUAGGAUUCCUCCUAAUUCUAGCCGCCUCCUUAUCCGAUGGGGCGUUGACCUGGAGAGGAUGAAGAAGUCGACUUCUCAGCGAUACCACUUCAUCCGGUGGAAGGAUGGCAGCACGAUCUUCAAUCUUCCCUUCAACAAUAUUGCCGAGACACAUGGAGCGCCAUACUGGCUAGUUCACCGCGCCGACCUACACGCGGCCCUGCUUGAUGCCGCUAACAAGGCCGGGGUCAAAGUCUUGACGAACAAGGCCGUUGUCUCAUACGACUUCGAUGCUCCAUCUGCUACUACUCAACAUGGCGAAACCUUCACGGCGGACCUUGUCGUCGGAGCGGACGGCAUCAAAUCUCUAUGCCGGCCGCUGCUCACCGGCCGGCCCGAUAUCCCUCGCGACACUGGAGACGUUGCAUACCGAAUCCUUAUUCCCGCUGAAAAGCUGCUAGCCGAUCCCGAUCUCGCCCAUCUCAUUCUCGACCCUUGCACGACAUCAUGGUGCGGCCCCGAUGCGCAUUUAGUCGGCUACCCGAUCCGCAACGGCGAGAUGUACAACAUCGUCGUCUGCGCUACCUCGUGCAACGAGACCACGGACGAGGUCUGGGUUGUCAAGGGCGAUAACAGCGAACUAUGCACCCGCUUUGCGGCCUGGGAGCCUACGGUCCAGAAGCUCUGUGCACUGACCGGGGAUUUCAUGAAAUGGCGCCUGUGUGAUCUGCCCAACCUGACGCGCUGGACACAUCGCUCCGGUAAGGUUGUGCUACUUGGUGAUAGUUGUCAUCCCAUGCUCCCCUACCUUGCUCAGGGAGCUGCACAGGCAUUUGAGGACGCUGCAGUUCUACGUGAGGUGCUCCAGCAGGAUGUGGACAUGGCCCGGGCCUUGAAGCAGUACGAGGAGAUCCGCAUGCCAAGGGCCAGCCUGGUGCAGGCCAAGACGCGCGAGCACCAAUACAUCUUGCACAUUGAUGAUGGGGAGGAGCAGCAGGCUCGGGACAAGAAGAUGGCGCUCGAUGCGGCUGAGAAUCCGGUUUUCUGGGGCUACGGUGACCGGAGGAAAUGGCUGUUUAGCCACGAUGCAGAGGUGAUUGGGAAGGAGGGGGCAAAUUGGAGAGAUGCGCCCGCGAUGAACAAGAUCUAUAUAGCAUAG